UAGAAGGGUGUUUUAAGUUUAUCAGGCUGACGUCACGCACGAUUAGAAUAUUACAUUCCAGGCGAUUGUAACGUACAAUUUCAUUUCAGUCGAUUCUUGAUACCAGUCAGAAAAUUCAUAUCAGAAAAUUUGUGCAACUUUCCGUUGACAUCGAAUACAAAGCUAUUCUUUGUCUGCAAAAGUGUGAUGUGUACGGUCACCUCGAAUUAUUAGGAUGUGUUGUGAUUCAUUUACACCCAUUUCCGAAUUAUAUUAAAUUUAUUUGUUUACAUGAGUGUAAAGCUAUGAAAAUAACCGACUGGUAAACAGUACAACAUCCUCUAACAACUAUAAAAUCAAAAAUUCGACCUACAAUCCACAAUGACGACACGUGUACAAGCAUUGUACGAUUUUUCCGGCGAACCGGCCACAUCUGAACUGUCGAUAGUAUCCGGUGAAAUAUUAAUUCUUACUCGAACCGACGUCGGUGAAGGAUGGUGGGAGGGAACAAAUGCAAAGGGUCAAACUGGACUGUUUCCCGAAGCAUAUGUUCAAAUAUAUAAGGAAACACCUGCAGCAGCAGCACCACCACCAGUUGUACAACAGCGCUAUGAUGCACCUGACGAUUUUGGCGAUCAACAAGAUGAUUGGGAUGAUGAUUGGGACGAUGACAACGAAACGUAUUCUGAGAUAGGACCACCGAACAAUCAAGUUAGACAGUCGGCGAGCCAGCAACAGAUUAACAACUACACGAACAUCAAUCUACCACCAGCACCGGCUGACGAUGCAAUAUCAAUGACGUCGACGAGUGCCCCAUUGAAAAAGUCUGGAAUUUUUGCUAAAUCGGGUGAUUCGUACAUUCUGGGAACCACAACGGUAUCCGUUCCUGAUAAUGAACGUACGUUUGUCGUUAACACGGAGAGUGGAUAUUUUUGGAAACAAAUUCGAGAUCCGUAUACGGUUCGCGUCGCUUCGCCCAAAAAGGAAACGAAAUUCAAGGGCAUGAAGUCCUUUAUCGCCUACCAGCUGACACCUUCAUUCAAUAACAUUGCCGUGUCGCGACGUUACAAACACUUUGAUUGGUUACACGAACGCCUCGUCGACAAAUUCUGCCUCAUUCCUAUUCCACCAUUGCCCGAUAAGCAAAUCUCCGGACGAUACGAGGAUGAAUUCAUAGAACACCGCCGCGUUCAAUUGCAAGAAUUCGUAGAUUGGGUUUGUCGUCAUCCAGUUUUAUCAACGUGUGAGGUUUGGAUGCAUUUUCUAACCUGCACGGAUGAGAAACGUUGGAAAACCGGUAAAAGAGCCGCAGAAAAAGACAAUUUAGUGGGAGCAACAUACUGUGCAGCAAUAUUUCCACCCGAAAAGAGCUUACUGCAAACGCAAGUCGAUGGACAAACAGAUAAUUGCAGUUUAUUCGUUCAUGGAAUGGAUGGAGCAGUUAAGUCACUAUUAGCAAUAUCGAAUGAACAAAUCAAGCGGUUUCAGUUGCAAUGGAAAAAGGACUUCCAGCGAGUCGGCGAAAGCUUUUCCGAAUUGGCCAGAGCGCUGGAAAUUGAUGAACGUCGGGCCAUAACCAACAUCAAUUUGUCGAACUCAGUUGGUCAAACGGCUGGUGUGUUCAUUGCAAUUGGUCAAUUGUUUGGUGAUCAACCCAAAUCCGACUGGAUUCCAUUCUGUGACCGAUUGCAUAUAUACCGCGGCGUUUUGGGUGGCUUUCCGGACGUACUGGCUGUGCAACGAGGUGCAAUGCAGAAGCGCAAAGAAUGCGAAAGGCUAACAGCUGACCAGAAGAUGGGUAAUGCUCAACUGCAGGAGGUCAAUCGACGCACUGAUAUUAUGUCGUAUGCUGUACUUGCCGAAAUGAACCAUUUCCGUAGCGAACGCGAUCAGCAUUUGAAGGAAACGAUGAAAAAUUUAAUUAGUUCACAGAUCGAUUUCUACCAUCAGAUCAUAACGAAGUUACAGGUGGCGCAAAGGUAUUUCGAAUAGUGUCGGCAGACAGUCGGGCUCGUUUUGCAUUAACACAAAUUUGACUAAUUUUAAUUUGAAAAACUAAAAUGGAGCAAUGGGAUGGAAGUAAAGUUUAAAUCCAGCAGGCACCAGACAAAUCAUUGCUUGUCACCGGGACGGUUGUUUUUUUUUUUUGUUCGGCAAUUUACCUUCCCAGUAUUUUCCUUGCAACAGUCGCAUCAUUUUAUGUUGUUUUAUGCAUAAAUUUUUCAAAUUAUUUAUUUUGCUAGCAUCUGAACGAAAGAAAUUUUUACGAUUUUAUCAUGAACCAAACUGCAAAUUGUGGAUGAAUAUAGCAAUGAAAAAUGAGUUAAAAAUUCCAUGUUGAUAUAUAUAAAAUGUACACACACAUAUUUCAGAGACAAUUUUUUUUUUUUAAAGCAAAGCAAAGUGACUAUUUUAAUGUAUUUUUACACCUUCGAUAUAUAUAAAAACAAAAAUGGAACGAAAACAGAAAAUUUAUAUAUUUUUGAAUAAAAUGUGUAGGAAACAAGAAUAUUAUUAACAAAAUGCAAAAUAAA
This is a messenger RNA of Bradysia coprophila, 2513 nucleotides long. RefSeq names its product sorting nexin 33-like protein SH3PX1 (gene SH3PX1). Gene Ontology annotation, biological process: plasma membrane tubulation; endosomal transport; protein transport. The record is from RefSeq and is a predicted model, not a curated record. Gene Ontology annotation, molecular function: phosphatidylinositol binding; protein binding. Gene Ontology annotation, cellular component: cytoplasmic vesicle; plasma membrane. NCBI's taxonomy places the organism in Eukaryota, Metazoa, Arthropoda, Insecta, Diptera, Sciaridae.